Molecule: messenger RNA, 1248 nt
Organism: Caenorhabditis auriculariae
Lineage: Eukaryota; Metazoa; Nematoda; Chromadorea; Rhabditida; Rhabditidae
Source: the annotation of a GenBank genome assembly
AUGUUGUCAAUUUUCCCCGACUUGAAAGGCGAGGCAGGGGGCGGGAUGCGUAGCGUAUGCGUACGCGGUUCUUGGCACGAGUUCAAUUCAAUUAUUUAUUGAUUAUGUUCAUAUGUCCAUCAAAAAAUAGAAGAUAAUAUAGAAAAAAAGCGAUGCGCUUGAUUUGAACUGGCGCCGAGAACCGCGUACGCACACGCUACACGUCCCGCGGGGGAGGGCUAUUUUAGAAUGAUUUGGGGCGCGGGGGAGGGGGCUAUUUUUAGAAUGAUUUGGGGCGCGGGGGGAGGGGGCUGAUUUGGACAAGGCUUGAAAUGCUUAUUCCGAAGUUGGGUGGGGGAUUCUUGAAGAUCGCCUAGCAUUCCAGAGCGUCACAAAAAUCUAUUAGACUUAUUUUCUUGAUCAGUAGUCUAGAUGCAACCGCGUCUCAUCGAAGUACAGCGUAGGAGUGAAAAAAUGGAUACAAUCUGUUUUUGGGCAGUACUUCUCUGCGCCCUCCUCAUCUCUCUGAUACCCUCACAUGUUGACGAGCUCUUUCCGUGUUUCUCUGACCUCGCCAGUGAAAGAAUAGUGAGACGCAGACACCCGAGAAAUAUCUAGUGCCGCGGGCGGACCAUGUAAUCAAUUACAGAUCCUUCAAUGUGAGCCUUAUGGAAUUCACACUUCUGGCGGUUUCAUUCUGGAUUUGACCUCGAAAAGCGCUUGGUUCUCGGCCUCACUCUUCGUCGGCUUCACCCCCCAAGUGAUUUUCUACUCUUCUCAUGGAAUCUACAAACUGCAAAAGCAAAGCAGCCACAUGUCCAAUAAAACGAGAAAUCUCCAAAAGUACUUUUUCUACAAUUUGUGCGCACAGGUUCUAGGAUAAAUAAAUGACCAAACUAUAAAUAUCCUCAGGCCAGCAUUCCAAUGAUUUUCGUUUGUGUGCCUCUUAUCUUCACAGCUGUGUUGAUCAACAGCUCUUUUUCACAGUGUAUGGACAAAGUUAAAGGAAAUUUGAAUAUAUCUACUUUCAGGGAUGUCUUCCUUCAUCCUUAUCAUGUUAACGUCACACGGUGGAUUUUCAUCAAUUUUCACUGUUUUUUCCAAUAAAUUCUAUCGGAAUUUCUUCCUCAAACUCUUCCGUUUCCACUUCUUCAGACCCAAGAAAAGUAAGUGUGAUUGCUUUUUUAGAACUUAAUCGUAUUUUUCACAGCAACGAUCCAAGUCUCGAACGUCCUUAUUUCACAUGGAUCCAGCAGAACCUUGCAAUGA